Scomber scombrus (Atlantic mackerel) is the source of this 2842-nucleotide messenger RNA. It is a transcript of the gene slc7a11, whose product is annotated as solute carrier family 7 member 11. Gene Ontology annotation, cellular component: membrane. The record is from RefSeq and is a predicted model, not a curated record. Gene Ontology annotation, biological process: amino acid transmembrane transport. Gene Ontology annotation, molecular function: L-amino acid transmembrane transporter activity. Lineage: Eukaryota; Metazoa; Chordata; Actinopteri; Scombriformes; Scombridae. The coding region runs from base 330 to 1841 and encodes 503 amino acids. The transcript is spliced from 12 exons.
UUAGAGAGGUGAAGAGCAUGCACCCGGGGCUGUACAGUGAGAGAUUAGUGAGCGGGGCAUGAAUGACAAUAAGAGAGAGAGGGAGAACAGAGAGAGAAAGAGAAAGAGAGGGAGUCUGAGGAGGACUUUCCCCCCUGGAAUCUAGUUUUACUCCCACUUUUGUAACUUUGCCUGUCGCAGUCACACAGGCUGACAGCAGAAGAAUCGGUCCCAGGUGAAACACACUUUGAGUCCAUUCCAAAAAGAGAGAGACUGUGUGUGUGUGUGUGUGUGUGUGGGGGUGGGUGUGUGUGUAUGUGUGUGUGCGUAUUAGGCAGUGUUUUUAAAAAAUGACUCAAAGGUCUGCAUCUAGUCAAAAAGAUGGAGUUGUCGCAGCCAAUGGACACAAAGUUUCCCAAAACGGGAGUCAGUCAGAUCCCGGCGGGAAACUCGAGGACGAGGACGAUGAAAAGGUGGGACUGGGGAAGAAGGUGACCCUUCUUCGAGGGAUCUCUGUCAUCAUCGGGACCAUCAUUGGAGCCGGCAUCUUCAUCUCUCCAAAGGGAAUCCUGAAGAACUCGGGCAGUGUGGGAAUGUCUCUGGUUGUGUGGAUCGCUUGCGGUGUGCUGUCUCUCUUUGGAGCUCUGUCUUACGCUGAGCUGGGCACUUGUAUUAAGAAGUCUGGAGGACACUACACAUAUAUAAUGGAAGCUUUUGGCCCUCAGAUGGCUUUCGUAAGACUAUGGGCUGACCUCAUCGCUAUCAGGCCUGCAGCGAUGGCAGUCAUCUCUCUGGCCUUUGGUCAGUACAUCCUGGAGCCUCUGUUUAUGCCCUGUGAUAUCCCCCCUAUGGCUAUCAAACUGGCCACCGCCAUCGGCAUCACUUCUGUUAUGUACCUGAACAGUAUGAGUGUGACGUGGACAGCCAGGAUUCAGAUCUUCCUCACCUUCAGCAAGCUGCUGGCCAUCUCUAUCAUCAUAGUACCCGGAAUGUACCAGCUCUUCAAAGGAGAGACCAAAAACUUUGAGAAUGCUUUUGAUCUGACCAAGGUGAAGCUGUCUGGUAUGCCACUGGCCUUCUACUCUGGGAUGUAUGCAUACGCUGGGUGGUUCUAUCUGAACUUUGUUACAGAGGAGGUAGAGAACCCUGAGAGGACUGUGCCAUUAGCCAUCUGCAUCUCCAUGGCGAUUGUGACUUCCUGCUAUGUGCUGACCAAUGUGGCGUACUUCACAGUGAUGUCAGCCGAGGAGCUCCUGGCCUCAGAAGCGGUCGCUGUGACUUUUGCAGACAGGCUGUUGGGGAAUUUCUCAGUAGCAGUGCCGGUGUUUGUGGCCUUGUCCUGCUACGGCUCCAUGAAUGGCUGCCUGUUUGCCUUGUCAAGAAUGUUCUUCGUGGCGUCACGUGAAGGACAACUCCCCGAGGUUUUGUCCAUGAUCCACGUCCGCAGACACACUCCAGUGGCUGCUGUCCUCGUACUGUAUCCAAUGACCAUGCUCCAGCUGUUUGUGGGAGACAUCUACAGCCUGUUGAACUUCAUGAGCUUCCUGCGGUGGCUGUUCAUCGGUGUGGUAGUGCUGGGUUUGAUCUACCUCCGAUACACCAAGCCUGACCUCCCUCGCCCAUUUAAGGUACCGCUCUUUAUCCCAGUGGUGUUUUGUAUCACAUGCUUCUUCAUGGUCUUCCUAUCUCUGUACUCGGACCCGGUCAACACAGGGAUUGGGUUUGCCAUUUCCCUUACUGGCAUCCCCGCCUACUAUAUCUUCCUUUACUUCAACCAAAGACCAAAGUGGCUUCAAAGGGCUUUAGAUUCCUUCAACAGAACCUUGCAGAUCCUCCUGGAGGUCAUUCCUGCAGAGCUAUAACAGCACAAUACACACAAGAUCACCUCUAGUGAGCUGAACUCAGAAAGUGAAACUGGACUACUGCUAAAAUGACAAAUUUACUACAAAGAGUGAAAGAUAAAUGUUAAAUGCUAAAUGUGAGUUUAUAUGUCUUUUGAUAAAAUUCUUAUGUUGAACAAAGUGAAAAUGAUUUUGUAUUUACAUGUUGUUGUUUUUUUGUGACCAUUGUGAUUAUUUAUGUCAGUAAAUGCUCACUUGAUUACCAUUCUCAACAAGCCACACUAACGGUGUGACCUGAGGAGCAGAUCACUGGACAUGAUAUGAACAUUGGGGCAUUUAUUAAUUUUCUUGUACUAGGACUUUUCUUGAGGGUAUAAAUGGAAUUUAGGAGUGGUCCAGACCUGUAGUACGAGUCCCGACCUGGCAGUCACUGUCUUUCUUCACUAAGGGGCAAAUACCUGUUUGACCACCAAUCAUAACGUCUUAAUCUGAAUCAAUUUGCAGUUUACUCAUCAUACCAACAUCAGCUAAAAUAAAAUACUCCAUACAACUAAAACAAAAUUAUUGCAAUUCACCAGAUUAUCAUCAUCAUGGCUGCCAGUUUACAGAAAGGGUUUUUAGACUUUAUGAUUUUUAUGCCAGUAGUUGCUAGGAAACGUCUUUCUGCAGGUUUCUGUCCAGCAGGAUCAUCCUCUGCUGCAGCUGAUAGCAUAACACCACCUGUAAUAUCUCCUGACCACCUCCCAUCAUGAGAGCUUUAGAAAGAAUUUUUCUUUUUUGUACUCCGUUAUUUGUGUCACACAGCAGUGUUGCUCUAUGUUGUUGUAUUAAUAUUGUUGUUUCAGGUCCCAUACUGACACUCCUAAACUUAUUAUGUUUGUCUGCUUAUUUCUGGAAACAGGACUUGAAGCUGUGUGAUAUUUGUACUCUCUGGUAACAUUGGUAUGAAAGAAACUUGCCCACAAAUGGAGUAGAACAAUGGAACCUUAUACUGUAUGAACAUUAUAGGGGCAUUGAUUAUG